AUGACGGUGGCGCAGAGAAGUGUGGGGCGUAUAUCCCACAUAAUUAUAUCGGUCGGUGAGGGCGUCUAUUAUCAUUACACCAGGAGAGGGUUGCCCGAGGAUCAGCGAGCGGCCGCCGCGAGUAGUAUGGUGUCCGAAGCGGAUGCCCGCAUAAAGGACCCGGUCAAUGGCUGCGUCGGGGAGAUAAAUGGACUUCGAGCAGAAGUAGAGAUGCUUCGGGGCCUGCUCGCCGAAUGUGAGGCCGAGGUGGCCCGUCUGAAAGAACUGGUCGAGACAGAAACUCGAACUAUUCCUCCUCCUUCUGAACGCGUUGUCGAAAAACUGGGUCAAUCCAUAUCUAAGGACCUGAAAAGAGUGGAUGUAUCUGCUAUUGAAGGAGGCAAUACUGCUGAGCAGAGUGAUUCUAAGCCCGAAUGCAAUGGUGAUGUAGAUGCUGGAGUACUUGCUAAGCCUAAGAAACUGAUUAACAAUAAUGACCCUCCUGUUGAAUUGUCACAACUUUCAAGGCAGAGUUCCUGGAAGCAACCCAUGGAUCCAAGACAGCCGAAAAGUUCUCCACUUCCUAACAAAAAGCCAGGUUUAAUCAGUCAGAUCUCCUUGGAUUCAAAGUCAGUGAAUAAGAAGCAUCUUGCCCCCAAGAAGCAAACGAUAAUUAAUUCUACCUAUCAAGAUACAUCAGUUGAGCGCCUGAUACGUGAGGUGACCAAUGAGAAAUUUUGGCAACAACCUGGGGAGACUGAUCUACAGUGUGUUCCUGCUGUAGAAGAGUACAUCAGAGUAUUUGAGCCUUUACUUUUUGAGGAAUGCCAUGCACAGCUUUAUAGUACAUGGGAGGAGUUAACUGAAACAAUUUCGAGAGAUACACAUGUAAUGGUUCGAGUGCAGAAUAUCGAAAGGAGGGAAAGGGGAUGGUACGAAGUGAUGGUUCUUCCAAUAAAUGAGUGCAAAUGGAUGUUUAAGGAGGGGGGUGUUGGGGUCCUUUCAACCCCUAGGCCUGGAUCAUUCAGAUCCAAAAGAAACAAUUUCUCUGUCAAUGGCGAGGGGGACGAGCAUGAGAUAACUGGACGUGUGGCUGGUACGGUUAGGCGAUUUAUGCCUAUUGAUACUUGUGACCCUCCUGGAGCAAUCCUUCACUUCUAUGUCAGCGAUUCUUAUGAUCCCAGCAGUGAGGGCAAUGAAGAACACAUCUUAAGGAAAAUCCAGCCUAGAGGCAUCUGGUAUUUAACUGUCCGGGGCUCUCUUGCUACCACUCAACGGGAGUAUAUUGCUUUGCAUGCAUUUCGUCGCCUUAAUUUGCAGAUGCAAACAGCGAUACUUCAGCCUAGUCCUGAGCAGUUUCCUAAUUAUGAGCAGCAGAUCCCUGCCAUGCUGGAGUGCUUCACUCAGAAGUUUGCAGAACACUUAAACAGGACCUUUAACGGACCCCAACUGUCAGCAAUAAAGUGGGCUGCUAUGCAUACGGCUGCUGGUACAAGUAGUGGGACAACAAAGAGGCAGGAACCAUGGGCCUUCACUCUCGUCCAAGGCCCUCCAGGUACAGGCAAGACACAUACUGUAUGGGGUAUGUUGAAUGUGAUCCAUCUGGUUCAGUAUCAACAUUAUUACAACUCAUCGCUCAAGAAACUGGCACCUGAAAGCUGCAAGCAACCUAGCGAGGGCAGUUCUGAUAAUAAUGCAACUGGAUCAAUUGAUGAAGUUCUUCAGAGCAUGGAUCAGAGUCUUUUUCGGACUCUUCCGAAGUUCUGCCCAAAGCCUAGAAUGUUAGUGUGUGCUCCUUCCAAUGCAGCAACAGAUGAGCUCCUGGCUCGUGUUUUUGAUCGUGGUUUCAUUGAUGGGGAAAUGAGGAUAUAUAAACCUGAUGUAGCCCGAGUUGGAGUCGACUCACAAACACGUGCAGCUCAGGUUGUCUCUGUUGAAAGGAGAACUGAACAACUUCUUGCCAUGGGUAAAGAGGAGGUGUAUGCCUGGUUGCACAGAUUGAGAAGUAGUGAAGCUCAAUUCUCUCAGGAGAUAACCGAAAUUCAAAUGAAGCUCAACUGUGCAGCUGCUGCUAUUCGUUCUCAAGGAUCCGUAGGUGUGGAUCCUGAUGUUUUGAUGGCAAGGGACCAGAAUCGUGAUGCAUUGCUCAAGCAACUUGCUCAAGCAGUUGAGAACAGGGACAAAGUGCUGGUUGAGAUGUCUUGCAUCCUCAUUGUAGAAGUAAAGUUUCGUACCGGUAGUAAUUUUAAUUUGGAAGAGGCCCACGCCAGUCUUGAGGCAAGUUAUGCCAAUGAAGCUGAGAUUGUCUUCACUACUCUUUCAAGCAGUGGUAGAAAGUUAUUCUCUCGCCUUUCUCAUGGUUUCGAUAUGGUGGUCAUUGAUGAGGCAGCACAGGACAGUGAAGUGGCAGUCCUUCCUCCCCUUUCUCUUGGUGCUGCUAGAUGUGUUCUGGUUGGGGAUCCACAGCAGCUUCCUGCCACUGUGAUCAGCAAAGCAGCUGGGACUCUGCUAUACGGCAGGACUUUUGAGAGAUUUCAACAGGCUGGAUGCCCAACAAUGUUGUUGUCUGUUCAGUAUAGGAUGCAUCCACAAAUCCGUGAUUUCCCUUCCAGGUACUUUUACCAGGGACGCCUGAGCGAUAGUGAGAGUGUAUUGAAGUUACCUGAUGAGGUAUAUUACAGGGAUCCAUUGCUAAGACCUUACUUAUUUUAUGAUAUUACACAUGGUCGGGAAUCCCACCGAGGUGGUUCUGUCUCCUACCAAAAUAUACACGAAGCACAGUUUUGUCUCCGUAUAUAUGAGCAUUUACAGAAAACUCUGAAAUCUAUGGGUGUGGGGAAGAUUACCGUGGCAAUAAUUACACCUUACAAGUUGCAGUUAAAAUGCCUUCAAUGUGAAUUUGAGGAGGUUCUGAAUUCAGAAGUAGGGAAGGAUAUUUAUAUCAAUACUGUUGAUGCUUUCCAAGGACAAGAACGUGAUGUCAUUAUAAUGUCGUGUGUUCGUGCUUCUAGUCAUGGAGUUGGCUUUGUUGCAGAUAUUCGUCGAAUGAAUGUUGCUCUAACUCGUGCUAGGGGAGCUCUAUGGGUAAUGGGAAAUGCUAAUGCUUUAAUUCAGUCUGAAGACUGGGCUGCAUUGAUUGAUGAUGCCAAAGCCAGAAAUUGUUACAUGGACAUGGAUUCUGUCCCCAAAGAGUUCUACAUAUCCAAAGGACCAACUCUAGCUCCCCUUCCAGGUAAGGCUCCUUUGAAUUCAAGGGGUUUGAGGUCAAGUGGGUCGAGGCAUAGAUUGACAGACACAAACACAGAGCCCAGGUCAGUGGUGGCACCAGAAGAUGAUGAGAAGUUGCCAGCAUCCCUAAUCUCUAGGAAAGGAAAUUUCUGGCCUCUUAAGCCACCCGUGGAGAAUUCGCCGGAAGGUGUUGAUAUGGGUGACAGAUCAAGAGAAUCUUGGCAAUACGGUGCACAGAAGAAGCAGCAGGGUUCCUCUGGACCAAUGUGGAAGAGAGAUCACUAAUUGCUUGUCCUCUUUGUAUUUUGAUCUUUGCCAAACUCAAGCUCCACCUUGUGUUCUGUUUAUUAAAAAUGCGGAACACAGUGCUUGCCUGAGGGGGCGAAAAGCUCCGAUGGCUGGAGAUGUUGCUCAAACGAG
Eucalyptus grandis is the source of this 3627-nucleotide messenger RNA. RefSeq names its product probable helicase senataxin. The record is from RefSeq and is a predicted model, not a curated record. Gene Ontology annotation, molecular function: helicase activity. Lineage: Eukaryota; Viridiplantae; Streptophyta; Magnoliopsida; Myrtales; Myrtaceae.